UUCCCAGACGAACGUGCAGUUUGAUCUGGUGAAUCGAGCCGUCAACAGCGGGAAAUUGAUAGCUGCUGGAGUGCCCGCGCACGCUGAUUGUUCUACUGAAGUAAAGAAAGCAACGGUCGUGGUGGAACAGGAAAUUUACGCGUUCCCGUCGAUUAAUUUAUAGAAACGUGUUUCGAAGAUAAGGUGCGUGCUGAACUUUGAUGAAGAACGAUGAAUAAGCAUCACUUGGUACCGGUGCUGGUACUGCUGGUGUCGUCACUUUGCUACCAUUCGGCGUUCGAUUUUUCGAGCUUCGCCAAAUCGACGGGCGAUGUGGCAAAGGUUGCAGGCAAGACGGUCAAAGCAGUCGCCGAGAAGGUACCGGAAAUCUUCUCUCCCGAGCAGCUGCUGGAAUUCGGAAAGCAGUCCAUCGCCGGAGUGCCGCUGGAAGCAUUGGCCGCUGUGCUGAAUAAGAUUUGUUCCUUUGCGGUGUCUUCGAAUGCAACCCAAUCGGAGGAUUCGGUUAAUAUUACCGAAAUAAACUACAUCUUGAUGACCGGUUCGGAAAACAUCACCGUGCCGUUGAUGGAAUCGGACACUCUAUGGAGUAAUUCUCUGUUCAACGACUCGCACGAAACGGUAAUCCUGGUAACGGGAUGGACGUCCAACAUUAACGGAUCGAACAAGGCCAUCGAUACCAUUUUUAGUGCCUAUCAAGUCCGAGGAGGGUACAACUUUGUUGUUAUCGAUACUUCGGAUUAUGUGGAUACCUUGUACUCCUGGUCCGCGUUCAAUACCAACGAACUGGGCGAGGCCUUGGCCGUCGGCUUGAAGGAGCUAAUCAAAUUUGUGCCGGUGGAAAAGAUCCACCUGAUCGGCCAUAGCCUCGGAGCACAUAUUGUGGGAAGUGCCGGAAGACAUUUUCAGGUGUUGACGGAUCGCACUCUUCCCAGGAUAACUGGGCUGGAUCCAGCAAACCCAUGCUUCAACGAGGGAGAAGCACUGAGCGGUAUUUGCCGAGGCGAUGCGGAAUUUGUAGACAUAAUUCAUAGCAAUGCGAAGGUCCUCGGAAAGCGUGAUCCGAUUGGAGAUGUGGACUUUUAUCCCAAUGGAGUGGUUUCUGUACAACCGGGAUGCCUGGAUCCUUCUUGCUCCCAUGCUCGAGCUUGGGAGCUGUACGCCGAAACCGUUCAUCCUGGCAAUGAAAAUCAUAUGUUGGCGGUUAAGUGUAACUCGGUUCUUUCGCUGGAUACCGGUGCCUGUCCCGGAAAGGCAAUCCCCCUGGGAUUUGCUUGUCCCAAAACGGCAAAAGGAAACUACUUCCUGAAAACGAACGAUAAAUUCCCAUUUGGGAAGAAUUUAUGA
Messenger RNA from Ochlerotatus camptorhynchus, 1344 nucleotides. RefSeq names its product vitellogenin-1-like. The coding region runs from base 211 to 1344 and encodes 377 amino acids. Lineage: Eukaryota; Metazoa; Arthropoda; Insecta; Diptera; Culicidae. The transcript has 4 exons. Gene Ontology annotation, biological process: lipid catabolic process. Gene Ontology annotation, molecular function: lipase activity. The record is from RefSeq and is a predicted model, not a curated record.